Messenger RNA from Moesziomyces antarcticus, 1977 nucleotides. Its product is annotated as endoplasmic reticulum auxin efflux carrier. The transcript has a single exon. The record is from RefSeq and is a predicted model, not a curated record. Bases 1 to 1977 code for a protein of 658 amino acids. NCBI's taxonomy places the organism in Eukaryota, Fungi, Basidiomycota, Ustilaginomycetes, Ustilaginales, Ustilaginaceae. Gene Ontology annotation, biological process: transmembrane transport. Gene Ontology annotation, cellular component: endoplasmic reticulum; membrane.
AUGAGGCACUCGCUCCUCCUCCCCACCGCCUCGUACAUCGAGCACGGCGCGUCGGGCGCCCCCAUCCUCGGCCUCAUCAAGGUCACCGCCUCCUCCAUCCUCGAGGUCGUCAUCCUCUCCUCCGUCGGCUUCAUCCUCGCACGCCGCGGCAUCAUCGACAAACGCACUCAGACAAAGAUCAACAAGCUCAACGUCUCCUUCUUCACCCCCGCCCUCCUCUUCUCCAAGGUCGCCUUCACGCUCAAUCCCGCCCGCCUCGCCGAGCUGCUCAUCGUGCCGCUCGGCUUCGUCAUCGUCACGGUCGUAUCGACGCUCAGCGCGCUCGUCCUCGCCUGGACCGCACGCCUCUCGCCCGCACAGCGCAACUUUGCCAUCGCAUGCGCCAUCUCGCCCAACUCCAACUCGCUCCCCGUCGCGCUCAUGCAGUCGCUCGUCGUCACCGUGCCCCAGCUGCACUGGGACGAGGAGGGCGAGCCCGAGGACACGGUCGACGGCAUGCUCGGUCGCGCACUCACCUACCUCGUCCUCUUUAGCACCCUCGGCAUGUUCCUCCGCUGGAGCGUAGGCGCAAAGCUCCUCAGCACCGUCGAAGAGACCAUCGCCGAACCUACUCCCGCGUCGCACGACUCGAUCGACUCCACAGGCUCCACCGGCUCCAUCGGCUCCGACGAGUCGACGCAGACGCGGCCGCAGAUUACGCUGCGCAGACCCACGGGCGAGCGCCGUCCACAGCGCACGCGCUCAGGCCCGCCCGCCUGGGCACGCAGCUUCCCCAACUCGCCCGAGGCGAGCACCGCCAACUUUGGCGCCGCACGCGGCGACGACGCGCGCGACUCGGACGUCGAAGACGAGCCGCUCGAGCCGUACGAGGAGCCGGGCCAGAUCACGCUGCCCGGCGCCACCAACAGUCGCGAGAACCGCUCGUGCUGGGUGGUCUUCAAGACCACCACCCAAAAGCUCUGGCACAAUUUCGUGCUGCGGCCCGUGUACGCGGUGGGCGGAUUCAUGACGGCACCGCUGUAUGCGGCCGUCAUCUCGCUCGUCGUCGCGGUGAUUCCGCCGCUGCAAAAGUUUGUCGACUCGCUCGAGCCCGUCGUGGGCGCGCUCGAGACGGCCGGCGCGUGCAGUAUCCCGCUGACCAUGGUGGUGCUGGGCGCCUACUUUGUCGCCGACGCCUCGGCGGUGCAGUCGCAAAACUCGGUGCCGCACGCCGUACCGCCCAGCGCGCCCGCCGGCGACGGAUCGACGUCGAUGACCGGUCCGCAACCCAUGCCGCCCAAUGGCGCCAAGCCGGUGAGUGGCGACCAUGACGACGACGACGAUCCGUGGCGUCGCGCGUCGCUCGAGUCGUCGGUGGCUUCGGGCGAGUCGACGCUGGUGCAGCGCGACAGCAAGCGACGUGGGCUUGGAUCGUGGAUGGGCAAGAAUCCGUGGAACAGCGGCUCGUCGUCCAACGGCGGUUCGGACCUCGAAGAUGCGCGCGCAUACGUCGACGAGCCGGCAUCGUACGUGGCCUCGACAUCCGAUAACGCGGGUGGUGCGGAUGAAGCGGCACGCAAUGCCGACCUCAACUCGCGCAACUCUGCUGGCCGGUAUCAGAACGCGCUGACCAAGCAAAUCGACGCGGCUCGAUCGGCGACCACGAUGGAACGGCGUACGAUUGCGGUGGCGAUUUCGUCGCGCAUGGUGGUGACGCCGCUGAUCCUGCUGCCGGUGGUGGCGUGGUACGCGAUGGCCACGGGGAGCAACGUCAUGGACGACCCCGUGUUUGUGGCGUGCGCGUGUCUGAUCAUUGGCUCGCCUCCGGCGCUGACGCUGGCGCAGAUCACGAGCCAGAGCGCCCAGGGCAAUCCGAGCUUCGAACGGCUCAUCUCCAAGACCAUCUUCACCGCCUACACCUUCUUUGCCGCUCCCACCACCGUCUUACUCGUGCUCGCCGCGCUGCUCAUCACGGAAAACGACAGGAACAAGGGCUGA